Messenger RNA from Saccharomyces eubayanus, 936 nucleotides. It is a transcript of the gene GPM2, whose product is annotated as phosphoglycerate mutase family protein GPM2. The transcript has a single exon. Bases 1 to 936 code for a protein of 311 amino acids. Lineage: Eukaryota; Fungi; Ascomycota; Saccharomycetes; Saccharomycetales; Saccharomycetaceae. Gene Ontology annotation, biological process: glycolytic process. The record is from RefSeq and is a predicted model, not a curated record. Gene Ontology annotation, molecular function: intramolecular phosphotransferase activity.
AUGACUGCAAAUACAAAAUCAAAUGUCAUGAGAUUGUUCUUGUUGAGGCAUGGGCAAAGCGAAUUAAAUCAUGAGAAUAUCUUUUGCGGUUGGAUUGAUGCUAAAUUGACUGAAAAAGGAAAAGAGCAAGCUCGUCAUUCAGCUGAAUUGAUUAAACAGUAUUGCGAGACAAAUCAAUUGGAUUUGCCCCAGAUCGGUUACACAUCGCGCUUGAUCAGAACUCAACAAACUAUAGAAACGAUGUGCGAAGAGUUCAGGUUGGAACCGCAACUGCAAGUUGUCUAUGACUUUAAUAAAGUCGAACUUGGGAGUAAAUUCGGUGGUGACAAGAAAAAUACUACAAAAAUCCCCAUUCUUCAAACUUGGAGGUUAAACGAGCGUCACUAUGGCUCUUGGCAGGGCCAAAGGAAACCAAAUGUCUUAGAAGAAUACGGUAAGAAAGAAUACAUGUUUAUCAGAAGAGAUUACGAAGGUAAACCCCCACCAGUAGACCUAAGCCGUGAGAUGAUCCAGCAAGAGAACGAGAAGGGUUCUUCCACCGGGUACGAAUUCAAAGAGCCAAAUAGACAGGUCAAAUAUGAACUGGAAUGUAGCAAUCAUGACAUCGUCUUACCAGACUCCGAAUCUCUUCGUGAGGUUGUUUAUAGAUUGAACCCAUUUUUACAAAACGUCAUACUGAAAUUAGCUACCCAAUACGAUGAAUCGUCCUGCUUAAUCGUGGGCCAUGGAAGUUCAGUAAGAUCGCUCUUGAAAAUUCUGGAAGGCAUAUCGGAUGAUGACAUUAAAAAUGUCGAUAUCCCAAACGGAAUUCCAUUGGUUGUUGAAUUGGAUAAGAAUGAUGGUCUUAAGUUCAUCAGGAAAUAUUAUUUGGAUCCUGAAUCGGCCAAAAUUAAUGCUGAAAAAGUUCGUAAUGAAGGUUUCGAAAAAAACCCUUAA